AUGCCCAAUUCCAUCCUGUGGUGCUGCUGUUGGUAUGGACAUGGUCAAUAUGAAUUGAACUCCAAGUUCCUUCGGUUUGUUUCAAAGAUGAGUCGGGGGGCAUUGACUAUUGACGAUAACCAAGUCAGACCUGCAAGUGGGGACUGGGAAAAUAUCAACAGCAAUAUAAUGCAAGUGAGGACUGGGCAAAUGAAUAUAUUAAUCUUAUCGACAGCCUUCCAGGUCUGGAUAUACACUCUCCUGCAAAUUCAAAAGGAAGAUGGCACAUGCAAGGAGUAUCCUUUGGGAGUUGUCCUUGAGGCCACCAAAAAUACAUUGAUUCAAGGCAAUACAAAACUCUUAUUGGAUUUCCGUGUUGUUCUUGAUCAAGAGUUGGGAUUGAUAUUGAAGUUAAGAGACAUGAUGUUUGGUUGGAUACAUGAAGGGUUUCAGAGCUUCUUAAGACAGGUUAAUGAUGAGUUUCUUAAACAAGAAGAUUCCCCUUUAUAG
This is a messenger RNA of Lactuca virosa, 489 nucleotides long. Lineage: Eukaryota; Viridiplantae; Streptophyta; Magnoliopsida; Asterales; Asteraceae. The record is from the annotation of a GenBank genome assembly.